This is a messenger RNA of Perognathus longimembris pacificus (Pacific pocket mouse), 5242 nucleotides long. It is a transcript of the gene Wasl, whose product is annotated as WASP like actin nucleation promoting factor. Gene Ontology annotation, molecular function: actin binding; microtubule binding. Gene Ontology annotation, cellular component: nucleus; endoplasmic reticulum membrane; cytoplasm. Lineage: Eukaryota; Metazoa; Chordata; Mammalia; Rodentia; Heteromyidae. Bases 445 to 1959 code for a protein of 504 amino acids. The transcript is spliced from 11 exons. The record is from RefSeq and is a predicted model, not a curated record. Gene Ontology annotation, biological process: actin filament organization.
GGAGGGGGGACGGAGAGGCGUGAGCUCCUCGCGGGCCCGCGCGUUUCCGGCGCGCUCCCUCACCCCCCUGCAUUCGGCAUCUUGUGGUUUCGCCCGCACCCGCUGCCAUGUUGGAUUGUGCGGCCGCCGUCGCUGCCGCCGCCGCCGCCGCCGCCGCCGCCGGAGGACCGAAGGAGGAGUUGAGAGUUUAGCGCAGUCGCCCAGUGUCACGGAAUUGGGUGCAUCCGGCCUGCGCCUCGCCGGGCUAGAGCGCGGCCUGCUGUCAGUUCUCCUGCCGGCGCCCUCCUCCGCCUCCUCCUCCGCCCGCCUCGGAGGGGCUGCGCGGCGAUGCACCUCUGAGUGCCCGCUCCCCGCCCCUGUCACCGCGAGGGAGGACGACCGCCCCGCUCGCCCUCCCGCCGCCCGCGGACGCGGCCCCGGACUCCCAGCCCAGCCGGCGACACCAUGAGCUCCGGCCAGCAGCCGCCUCCCCCGCGGAGGGUCACCAACGUGGGGUCCCUGCUGCUCACCCCGCAGGAGAACGAGUCCCUCUUCUCCUUCCUCGGCAAGAAAUGUGUGACUAUGUCCUCAGCUGUGGUACAGUUAUAUGCAGCAGACCGGAACUGUAUGUGGUCAAAGAAGUGCAGCGGUGUUGCUUGUCUUGUUAAGGACAAUCCCCAGAGAUCUUAUUUUUUAAGAAUAUUUGACAUUAAGGAUGGAAAACUAUUGUGGGAACAAGAAUUAUACAAUAAUUUCGUGUAUAAUAGUCCUAGAGGAUAUUUUCAUACCUUUGCUGGAGAUACUUGUCAAGUUGCUCUUAAUUUUGCCAAUGAAGAAGAAGCAAAAAAAUUUCGAAAAGCAGUUACAGACCUGUUGGGAAGGCGACAAAGGAAGUCUGAGAAAAGGCGAGAACCUCCAAAUGGUCCCAAUCUACCCAUGGCUACAGUUGACAUAAAAAAUCCAGAAAUAACAACAAAUAGAUUUUAUGGUCCCCAAGUCAACAACAUCUCACAUACCAAAGAAAAGAAGAAAGGAAAGGCUAAAAAGAAGAGAUUAACCAAGGCUGAUAUUGGAACUCCAAGCAAUUUUCAGCACAUUGGACAUGUUGGUUGGGAUCCAAAUACAGGCUUUGAUCUAAAUAAUUUGGAUCCAGAACUAAAGAAUCUUUUCGAUAUGUGUGGAAUCUCAGAGGCCCAACUUAAAGACAGAGAAACAUCAAAAGUUAUAUAUGACUUUAUUGAGAAAACAGGAGGUGUUGAAGCUGUUAAAAAUGAACUCCGAAGGCAAGCACCACCACCACCACCACCAUCAAGAGGAGGGCCUCCACCACCUCCUCCCCCUCCACAUAGCUCAGGCCCUCCCCCUCCUCCUGCUCGGGGAAGAGGUGCUCCUCCCCCGCCACCUUCAAGAGCACCCACAGCUGCACCUCCGCCACCGCCUCCUUCCAGACCUGGUGUGGGUGUCCCUCCACCCCCACCAAACAGGAUGUACCCUCCUCCACCUCCAGCUCUUCCUUCUUCAGCACCUGCGGGGCCUCCACCACCACCUCCACCCCUGUCCGGGUCAGCAUCAGUGGUACCACCCCCUCCACCUCCACCUCCGCCUCCACCUGGGCCUCCACCUCCUCCUGGCCUCCCUGCUGAUGGAGACCAUCAAGUUCCAUCUCCUGCCGGAAACAAAGCAGCUCUUCUAGAUCAGAUUCGAGAGGGUGCUCAGCUGAAGAAAGUGGAACAGAACAGCCGGCCUGUGUCCUGCUCUGGAAGGGACGCACUUUUAGACCAGAUACGGCAGGGUAUUCAACUGAAAUCUGUGUCUGAUGGCCAAGAGUCUACACCACCAACACCUGCACCCACUUCAGGAAUUGUGGGUGCACUGAUGGAAGUCAUGCAAAAAAGGAGCAAAGCCAUUCAUUCUUCAGAUGAGGAUGAUGAAGAAGAUGAUGAGGAAGAUUUUGAGGAUGAUGAUGAAUGGGAAGACUGAUCUAUAUAUUAUAUAUAUAUACAUAUAUAUAUUUUUACGGUGAAAUACUAAACACUACUUUCUGUCUAUGGAUUCUGUAAAAUUAUCAUGUAAAUGUUCUACCAAUUUGCUGUAUAUUUUUGUUGCCUUUUUGCUUUUUUUUAAUUAAUCUGUGCAAUACCUCAUUUAAUCUGUAAAGGUUUGUCAUAAUCUCCCCUGUUAUUGUGUGCAAGUUUACACCAGAAUGCUCACUUAUUGUGAAUAUUUUUCAUUCCAUCAACAGGGGAGUUUAUAUAUUAUAUGUGAGACUGACAAUAAACCUUAAUGUAAUUUAGUUAUAAUGCCAGAAGGAAAACACUAUUUUCAUACCCUACUUUUUCUGUACCUAAAUUUUCUUAUUAAAAUCUAGUAUAGCACUAAGUUCUUUUUAAAGUGAUGUAAAUUUCAGUUUCUUUAGCCCCUUCAUUUUAAAUACAAUGCUACAUAUGAAUGUUGAAGCUGAUACAUUGCACAGUUCUCUAAAUAUCACUACACUGCAGUUUUUCAAAGUUCAACAAUGUGCUCUGCAUAAAAUCACUACAAAGAUACUAUUGGAGAAGAAUGUUAACACUCUUGUUAUAAUCAUAAUGCCUGUUGUGGUUCAGCAGUGGUGUUUGCAGGCUGAAAUUAUAGGAGCCCUUACAUAUCUGUACUUGAGGUUAUUUUUAAUGCUAUAGCAAAUGUGGCAGGCCCUUUUUGGCAAAAAGUUGAAAUAUAUUUUUGGUAUUAUUCUGAAAAGUUAUUUAAGUUGGAGUUUUGCAGGUUUCAACAGUAGUUUCCUGCUUUAUAGCCAAUAUGGUUAUUCUACUGUUUGAUGAAAAAUCUUACCAAAACAUUAUUUUAAUAAUAAGUGCUUUUAUUUUGCAGUUUGAAAAACUUAAGGUACUCAGAAAUACGAACUAUAGAGAAAAAAUAUGUUGGCAAAGGUAUAUACUAUAUAGAUAAUUUUGUUUGGGUAACUUCUCAAGAAUUUUGUCAAAUAGGUGAAAUAUUACGUUUUUCUGGAAAGAUUAAUGGUCCCAUGUCAAACUUAUUGGAACACAUAACUAAUUUUAAUAGAUUUUUAAAAAUAAAAUUUUACAACCUACACAUUUGUUAUGCAUACAAUAUGAUGUGUUAAAAUUAGGGCUUCCUUGUUUCUACAAUACACUAAUCUGCCCAAUGGUGAUUGUCUGAUAUUUAUAGUGCUAACUAUCACACCUACCUACUUUGAGUUUCAGGUAGAAAAUAAUCUGAUUUAAAUACAGGCAUAUUUUUCUCACACUGAGUCAUAUGCAGAAUGUAGUUUCAAAUGUAUUUCAUUAUUAUAGUCACAAUAUCCAAUUAAAAAAAUAUGCUAUCUAGAAUUAUACUGACCAAAAUCAAGUAUUGGCAUGAUCUUGACAGGCUGGACCUGCAAGAUGUGGCGUGAAUUUUAACCAGUUUAUCACAUAAUCUCUAGUGAUCAUGCAUCUAGUUAUCAUAAAAAAAAUAAUUUAAAAGGUUUAGUUACUGAAAGCAGUAAGUGGUGCAGUAAAAUAGUUUAAGUUAUUCAAGGAAUGUUAUCUUCCUUGAAAGAGUAAUUUAAGCACAUGGGAAAGAUUCUAGAUUUUUGUUUCCUGUAAAAACAGUGCUCUUUGCUGCUAAAAACUGUUUCCCGCUUACUGUCAAUUUUAUCGUGGCUUGAGCUCAGUGACGGUGUGUGGAUGAGGCUGGACAGCUACUGAUCAGUGGCAAAUAUUACAUCAUGAUUAUUUUAAAUAAGUAACAGUAAACUGCUUUUCUUUUUCACAUUAUAAAAGAUAUCUAAAAUUUCCUAUAGUGUCUUUAAGAUAAUGCCAAUUUAAUAUGUCUCCUAACUUUUGGCCAAGGAUUCAGGAUUUUCCAGCUAACUUUGGAAUUUACCAGAAGCUUUUCUGAGGACAGGAUGUCAGUUCUUUGAGUUGGAAAUACCAUGUAUAACAAUAUUUGAGUUGGAAACCCCACAUAGAAGAAUCUUUCUAACCAAAGGUAAUUGAGCUUUUUUUCCUCGAAGUAGAAAAGACUUGUUACUGCACAGUCUGAAUUUCUGGUAGUUGAAACACAGUAGCUAUGGGGUUCAGUCCAGGCCUGAUGACUAAAGUGGUUUAGCAAGUAAGAUGUAAGGUUGCAUGUUCCAGUCCUCCACUGUCUUGCGCUCUGGGUGGAAUCCUACCUGUACUUUGUCUGAAAGCCUCCCGCGUAUACUCCAGCUAAAUGAUUGUCUGGUCGCCUUUGCAUUUAACAUACUAGCAUGAGGCCUUUUCUAUCUAAAUGCUACGUGAUAGACAAUUUUAGCUAGCCACAUAUUGUAUGUAUGAAAAAAAGAUUUUCAAUCAUUUCCAUUUAUCAACUGAAAUUUUGUUUAGUAUGUGAAUUUUUUUUGAAAUGUAUAGUGAAUAGGAUGAUGCACUGGUGGCAAUUCAUCAUAGAGCAUAAUAAAAUUAAUUUGACCCAAGUAGUACAAAAUAGCGUGUUUUUAUUUAUUUGUUGAGAGAUUAAAAUAAGUCUACAAGCUUAAGUUGUAGGAUAUAGCAAAAAAGUCCACAGCAAUUAUGGACAAAGAUCAGAGUUUCCAACAGACUGCCUUCUAUGAGAGUUGGAGUGUGCCAUUAAAUAAACAUGGUAAGCAAAGAAUGUUACACCCUGUUCUGUUGGGAAAUAGAACAGCUGCUUAGCGGCUCUGGGGAAGCCACUGCUGGUGUGUGGAGCACCACACUACAAGGUCAAACCGGAGCUCUUGCACAUACCAAAAAUGUUGAAGGUUGCCUUAUUACAAUAAUAACGGGAAUGUAUUGGUAGCUUCAGUAAGUGCCAAAUAUAGCAGCUCGUAUGUGACAUGAAGUAGCUUCUAAUACACAGAAUGAGCAAUAGUGUCAAAGAUGGUGCUCACUUUAAGCAAGAAAUGCAGUUUCUGAUGACUAGAACCUUCUGUUUCCCUGACCCUGCCACAAGUGGGUGUCUGGAAACCAAACAGUUCUGGAAUCCAGAGUGUAGGAUGCUACAGAAUUCUUUGAAGAGGUUUAGUCAGAUUUAGCAAACAUUUCAAGGAUAGUAUGUUCUGUUAAUAAGUCAUUUCUGCUGUCCAAUAAUGAACACUUUUAAGAAUGUAUUAAAACCUUUAAGGAAAUUUUAAAGAAAUGCCUUAGAAUUGUACCAUCACAUCCUAUUUCUCCAGUCAACAGAGAUUCCCAAAAUGACUUUGCUUUAGGAACAAGCUCCUGAAGGACAAGUGGAGUGGUUAGGUAUAUUUAUAGUACAAUAGACA